AUGGAUAUCUCCAGCUACUUGGCUGUAGGUGGUUGGUUCAUCCAAGUUAUCUUCGACAAGUACCUGUCCUACCAGCUCCGGCGAUGGGCGGCCGACUGUGGCAUCGAGCAUGAGCUGGACAGGCUUCGUGUUGCUUUGCUUCGCACGCAGUCACUUCUCCAUGGUGCUGAGCUGGUGCCGACACUCUCCUACAGCUCUCUUCCUUGGAUGCGAGAGCUCCGAGAUGUCAUGUAUCAUGCAGAGGAUCUCCUAGACAAGCUUGAGUACAACCGUCUCCAUCAUGAAAUGGAAGAAUCAAGUGCAAACGAGAGCAGCAGUAGCCCAAUCAGCGCCUUCAUGCUCUCCCGGUUUCACAACCAAGGUACCCCUUCUAGCCUGGAACCAUGUUGGGAUAGAUCAACAAGGGUAAAGAAUAAGAUGGUAAAUCUAUUGGAGCGUAUUGAGCAGGUUACAAAUGGAGUUAGUGAAGUAGUCAGCCUACCCAGGAACAUCAGAAGCAGCAAUCACAACAUCAUGACAAGCUCAAUACCCCACGGGAAACUCAUCGGUCGGGAAUUCGAAGCCCAACAGCUGGUAACCACUCUGAUAAGUUCUCAGGUCGAUAUCCCAGUCUCUGUUGUCUCUAUUGUUGGGGUAGGUGGCAUAGGUAAGACUGCUCUAGCACAGCAUGUGUACAGCAAUGCUAGAAUAACAGAGAACUUUGAUGUGAGAAUGUGGAUCUGUGUUACUUGUCUCUUGGACGAGUUGAGGAUUACAAAAGAAAUGCUGGAGUCAGCUUCCAGCAGUCGGUAUAGGCAUGGUGGCAUAACAAAUUUCAAUAGACUUCAAGCCGCACUGAAGGCAAGGCUUGCUUCAAAACGGUUCCUCCUUGUCUUAGAUGAUGUUUGGAACAAUGACAACAGAACAAUAGCAAUCGAACCAGAGAACUGGCAGAAGCUGCUAGCCCCUCUAAAGGACGGAGCAAAUGGGAGCAAGAUACUUCUGACAACUCGGUCAAGUAUAGUAGCAGAGAUGCUGCAAUCAUCCUAUAUAAUUAGUUUGGAGACCUUGCAAGUUAAUGACUGUUGGUCCCUAGUAAAGACUUCUGUGUUUGAUGAGACAGAACAUACCAUCAACUCAAAAUUGGAGAACAUUGGAAGGAAAAUUGCUGAGACACUCAGUGGUCUUCCUCUUGCCGCAAAGGUGGUAGCUGGACACCUGAAAUGUAAACACAGUGUAGAUGACAUCUUCCCCAGAAACUGGGAAUUUGAAGCGGAGCAGCUGAUUCUGCUGUGGUUAGCACAAGGUUUUGUGCACCCAGAUGGUUGCAGGAGAUUGGAGGACAUUGGGAAAGAAUACAUAAAUGAUCUACGUAAUAAGUCAUUCUUCACGAUACAGAAGAAAGAAUUUGUAAGCUAUUAUGUGAUACCACCUGUAAUUUAUGAGCUUGCAAAAUCAGUUGCAGCUGAAGAAUGCUUCAGAAUAGGAGGUGAUGAAUGGACAAGAAUCCCAUCGUCAGUACGCCAUCUAUCCGUACAUCUAGAUAGCCUUUCAGCACUUGAUGACACAAUCCCAUACAAGAAUCUACACACUCUCAUUUUCCUCCCUAGCAGAACAGUGGCUCCAAUCAAUGAUUCCAUCCCUCCGGUGGCUCUCAAUAACAUAAGAAGCCUCCGUGUGUUGGAUUUAUCCCUGUGCAUGAUGGACAGACUUCCUGAUAGCAUAUCAAAUUGUGUGCAUCUCCGAUGCCUAAAUAUCUCAUCUACUACCAUCAUCACAGUACCAGAAUUCUUGUGCAAACUCUACCACCUACAGGUUCUGAAUUUAUCAGGUUGCAGGCUUGGAAAAUUGCCUUCCAGAAUGAACAACUUGGUCAAUCUACGACAUCUCACAGCAGCUAAUCAGAUUAUUUCAGCCAUAACAGACAUUGGCAGGCUGAAAUACCUUCAGAGGUUGCCAACUUUCAAGGUUACCAGAGAGAGAACACAAAGUAUAGUUCAGCUUGGGUACCUACUAGAACUCCAAGGAUCCCUACAGAUCAGAAACCUUGAGAAUAUUGAUGCUCCAAAUGAGGCAAAGGAAACCAUGCUUUGCAAGAAACGCCAGCUCUCUGUGCUGCAGUUAAUGUGGGCAUCUGAUCGAGAUGAGGUAAAUGGAAAUAGGGAAGAGGAUGUGCUAGAAGCUCUCCAACCGCACGAAAAUCUAAAGAGACUAGACAUCGUGGGUUGGAUGGGAGUCAAAUCCCCUAAUUGGCUCGAGAACGAAUGGCUAAGCAAUCUUGAGCUUAUUUUCCUAAGUGGCUGCAAUGCAUGGGAGCAGCUUCCACCACUUGGUCAGCUUCCCUCCAUCCGAAUAAUCUGGUUGCAGCGUUUGAAAAUGUUGAGGCAGAUAGGCCCAGAGGCAUAUGGCAGUGGCAGCCAAAUGGAGACAUUCCAGUCACUAGAAGAGCUGGUGCUUGAUGACAUGCCAGAACUCAAUGAGUGGUUAUGGAGUGACCAGACAAUGAGGAAUCUACAGAACGUUGUGAUCAAGGACUGCAAUAAGCUCAAAGCGCUGCCUCCAGUACCUCCUAACCUUACAGAGAUAACAAUUGCAGGGAAAGGGUAUUGGGUGCCAUACCACCAUGAUGUAAAGUCGGCACGCAGGUCCAGUGUCUCAUCUCUUUGCAUAUUCAAUUGCCCCUUGUUACUUGCCAGAUUAUCUGCACAAAUGAACACAGAAAUAAUUGCAAGGUUUAGGUCACUUAGAAGCAUUAUCACUGAUCAAAUGACAAUACUAAGGUGUUCUCUUUUAGAAGAUAGGCUUGAGAUCAUUGAGAGCCUAGACAUCCAAGAUUGCUAA
This is a messenger RNA of Miscanthus lutarioriparius, 2820 nucleotides long. Lineage: Eukaryota; Viridiplantae; Streptophyta; Magnoliopsida; Poales; Poaceae. The record is from the annotation of a GenBank genome assembly.